AUGUCCAUGCCGAUCCGGCAGCCUCGCGGUCCCUCCUCCAACCCCUCUGCCGACUCCUUCAACCCAUCCUCGGGCAACAAUUCGCCUCCAUCCGCAGACCAAGAAUCACAUCUUCGGCGCAGCAACACGAUCGGGUCAACGCGACACCAGCCGUCAGCUUCUAUCUCGGCGUCAGCGGCCGCGUCGGGCGCGUUCCACGGGAGCAAGUUCAGGUCGGAUACGAGAGGAGGUCGAUUCCGGUCAGGUAGUUUGAGCAAUGGGAACAAUAGCGGGAGUGUCAAGGUGGGAGCGAGUGAGAGCGGGUCGACCUUGUCUCGCAAGCCGAGCGGAAGGGAUGUCGAGGUCGUUCAUGAGGAUCAGGAAAGGGAGGGGGGUGCGGAGGGGUUGAAUAGGCAGAGCAGUCUUCCGAAUCGCCGAGGUCACCGCGUUGCCGUCUCAUCCUACCGCCCACCCAUGCCCGAGUCUAUGGGCCCACCUCCUCGUCCCCCUCGCCGAACCUCUACGGCAGGUCAAGACUCAGCCCCUGGACACAACGUAUCCCACUCCAUGUCGUCCCUCGCUAGCAUCCCGAACCCUUUGCUCAACACCCCAGCACAACCUACCAGCGUCAGCAGGACACAGAGUCUUCGGAGCCAAGCUCGGCACGUUGCAUCGGCCAGUGAGGCGGAUAUUCAGCACGGUCUAGGUCGAAGCUCAAGCUUGCGACAAGCAGGAGAGCAUCAUCGAUCUUUAUCUGCCAUCGCUUCUCCUCCUACUCCAAGCUCAGCCUUCCCGCCAGCUUCGUCCACCGCUGCGCUCCCUCCCUUCUCGCUUCCCACGCAGCAAGGGGCAGAUAUCAAGCGGCACCAGUCUCUCGGCGCGAGUCACUAUGGCAGAGGACGCGGACACCUUACCCUCUCUCCUCUCGAUCCGCGCAUGUACGAUCCCUCUGAAGAGGCGCCACCAACAUCGCCGAUCGGUCGGAGCGUGUGGGCGCCGAAUCAGCCUUCAGUAGGCGAUGACGGCUGGUCUCGGAGUAUCCAAGGCGUCCAGGAAGCAUUCACAGCCAUGAACUUCCGGGGAGGCCAGGACGGGCCCGGCUCGCACCUCGGCGGUCCGCUCACUUAUCCGCACGCCCAGGAGGAACCCAGCUGGGUCGCCAACCUCGUGGGCGGUCGAGACAACUCGCCUGCACCCCCGCUCCGCGCCCCCUCUGCGCCGGCAUCACCAUGGCAGAAUGAUGCCCUCCGACGCGCCGGUGGAGGCCAAUUCGGCAACCAGAUCUGGCCAGACGGACAGGGUUACAUCAACCUCAAUUACCUCCAGCAACAGCAGCAGCAACAACAGCAUCAGCAGCAGAUGAUGGCUGUCUAUGGCGGAAUACAGCAGGGGUACAAGAAUGGCGGAAUGUCGCCGAUGCCGCCGAACGGGUUCUACAAUCAGCCUCCGCCGCCUCCGCCAGCGCAGGAUCAGGAGGUGAUUGAGCUGGCGAGGAAGAAGGGGCUGAACCCGGCUACUUUCGACUGUCGCCCGCACAACGCCCGGUUCUUCGUUAUCAAGUCCUACACUGAGGACGAUGUCCAAAAGUCGCUCAAGCACGAAAUCUGGUCGUCCACCGUCCUUGGUAAUAAGCGACUCGAUACCGCCUUCAAGGAGAAUGCCGGACGGGGUCCAGUCUACCUGUUCUUCUCGGUCAAUUCGUCUCGCCAUUUCUGCGGGGUAGCUCAGAUGCUCACUGCUGUGGAUGAGACGCAGUCCAGCACGGUCUGGGCACAGGACAAGUGGAAGGGUAUCUUCAAGGUCAAGUGGAUCUUUGUCCGAGAUGUCCCCUCCGUCAUGCUCCGCCAUAUCCGCUUGAUCAACACCACCGAGCAAAAGCCCAUCACCAACUCACGGGACACGCAGGAAGUGCACUAUGAUGGCGGGUGCGAGGUACUCCAGAUCUUCCUGGAGCAUCAGAAUAAGAGCAAGACGAGUCUCUUGCAGGACUUUGCGUACUAUGAGAACAUGUCUCAGAAUCGCCCGACCGGCGCACCUAGCCCAGGUCCCAACGGCGGCCAGCCAGGCUUGAUGCUCCCCCCGCCACUCCCACCUAUGCCGAUGCCGAUGCCCCCCAUGCCGAUGCACCAGCACCCGCAGCAGCCGUACAUGCCUGGCAUGAACGGCGUCCCGCCCGUCCCCACCAUCCCUUCUCGGUAUCGCUAG
Molecule: messenger RNA, 2184 nt
Organism: Dioszegia hungarica
Lineage: Eukaryota; Fungi; Basidiomycota; Tremellomycetes; Tremellales; Bulleribasidiaceae
Product: YT521-B-like domain-containing protein
Exons: 7
Coding region: 1-2184 (727 amino acids)
Biological process (GO): mRNA destabilization
Cellular component (GO): cytoplasm
Molecular function (GO): N6-methyladenosine-containing RNA reader activity; mRNA binding
Source: RefSeq, a predicted model, not a curated record